AUGCCCCCUCGCAAAUCUACAGCAUCGGUGACACCCGCCGAUGGAGAUGACUCCCUGCUGCAACAUUCAUCACCAGCCCCGCAGCCCGACAAGCCCGUCUAUGCGACAGAGCAGCAGUUGAAGGCUCGAGCCGAGGCGGGCGCCAGCAUCGAGGAUUAUCUCCUCCCUCGAUCAUUGACGCUUCGUCUCGCCAAGUCGGUCCUCCCUCCUAAUACAACAGUCCAGAAGGAUGCCCUACUGGCCAUGCAGAAGGCUGCUACAGUCUUUGUCUCAUACCUUUCUUCACAAGCCAACGACGGAACUUUGAAACGCACGAUCGCCCCAGCAGAUGUCUUCAAUGCACUUUCCGAGCUGGAGCUGGACUCAUUCCGCGGCAGACUCGAGCAGGAACUAGAAGCUUACACUGAGAUCAAGGCUGGGAAGCGCAAGCCCAAGAAGUCCGAUGUGAAUGGAUCUACGCAGGAUGCGACAGGGACGACCGAGGAUGGAGAUGUCGAGAUGAUUGAUAAUCCUGCGAAGAAGGUGAAGCGGGAUGAAGAGAGUCAGCCUGUUGGUGGUGGGGAGGAUGAAGGGGACGAGACGCAGGAAGAGGAGGCUGAGGAUGAGGAGGAGGAAGAAGAGGAGGAGGAAGCUGAGGAAGAGGAGGUUGAUCAUGGACCGCGUGAGAAUGAUCUUGAGGUUGUGGAGGAUCUGGAUCGGGAGCCUGGUGUUAAGAAGGGUCCUUAUGACCCUGAUGCUGAUGAGACGGAUGAGGAUGAUGGACCUGCUAGUCAGUUGAGGGAGAACCUUGGGCUAGGCUCAACUUGA
Molecule: messenger RNA, 807 nt
Organism: Penicillium olsonii
Lineage: Eukaryota; Fungi; Ascomycota; Eurotiomycetes; Eurotiales; Aspergillaceae
Source: the annotation of a GenBank genome assembly